Messenger RNA from Phlebotomus papatasi, 1049 nucleotides. RefSeq names its product clarin-3-like. The transcript is spliced from 4 exons. Lineage: Eukaryota; Metazoa; Arthropoda; Insecta; Diptera; Psychodidae. The record is from RefSeq and is a predicted model, not a curated record. Bases 121 to 978 code for a protein of 285 amino acids.
AGCUUUUCCAGUAUAUCAGUUAUUCAGUGGCGAUUGAAGGAGAGUGAUCGCGAAAAGUUAUGUGAUUCUAUAAAUUUGGAAUUUUUCCACGAAAAAAAAAUCUCACAGAAGAAAACCAAGAUGAUGGGAAAGAAAACUCACUGGAUAUUUAUAUUUGCAAGUUUUGUGAUAUCUUGUGCAUCCCUCAUAGUGUUGAUUGUAUCAACUACAACGACCGAAUGGGUCAUAGGCAAUGCGAUAACACGAGAUGGAGCAACAGCUACCAUUAACGCACACUAUGGACUCUUUUCGGGUUCUCAGGAACUUCAUAUUUUCGAAGUUACUUCCCCGUACGACCUCACAAUGACUUGUUCAUUUGAGCACAAUAUCUGCGGUUUGAGCUGCCAGAGGACUCCAGAAGCGAGAUCAGAUGAAAUCUUAAGGAUCAAGAAUGGUGAAAUACCUCUGGAUUGUCCAUUGAGUAAUUCAAGAUCAAGUGGAAUAGCAAAAUUGCAAGAAGCCACUGAAAUAUCUCCAAGAAAUACACCGCCAAAUGAACAAUUUAUUAGUUCUGCGCUGUGGCUUUCAACUCUAAUCUGCCUAUGCAUAACUAUUCUCUUCUCCUUCCUGACCACCAUUCAGUCACUCGUCAAUAUCAUUUCCAAUCCCAUUUGGUCGAUUUUCAGUGUCUAUGGCUUGUAUAUUUGGAAUGGAUUGACAAUUGCCUUUGCGGUUUUAACGAUGAUUCUAUGGGGAUCUCUCUUUGCCACUUCCAUCAGAUACAACAUAGCCAUUAGGCAUACUCUGACAGUCAACACUACGCUUUCCUCUGAGGAUUUGUCAUCCUUAGGAUUCUCCUACUGGAUCCUAUUUGGACCAAUUGUCCUCCACGCCGUCAAUAUUGGUCUUCUUCUGUGGAGAAGGUGGCUCAUUGAGAGAGAGCCUCCGCCAGUAGCCAUAAAUGUGGCUAAAAAUGAUUUUACAAUUCUACUCUACUAAAUUUAUUCAGUUAAGUUGUAAAAAAAUGCAAUAUCAUAACCUUUUAAUAUAGAUUUUGAAAAAAAAAUCAU